UACCUUGGAACCUGCUGUAAAUAUUCUGGGGCGGCUUGGUGACGCGGUGACGCCUUUAAGGGAGCCCCGGUAACCGUCCGGCUCCGUCAGUGGGGAGGAGGAAGUAGAGCCCCCCGGAGUCAGGUAAUGAACUGACAAGCAGCCAGUAGUGACCGUGUAAUGAGCCUUCAUCUGGAAAAUGACUAUUUGAGGAAAAGUUUCUUGUAAUGGAGGAAGGAGGAAGGAGUCUGGAUUCUGGGCAUAGCAGAAAAUCAGACAGUGAUAAAAGCAGCAAUUCAUAUUACUCGGAUGAUGAUUCAUCUCAUGCUUCUGAUCAGUCUCCAACCAUCAGCACUCAGUCUAUACAAACUGUAAAUAGAAGCAAUAAAAUACAGAACUUGAAAAGCCAUGCAGAUUAUCAUGCCUCAAAGCAGUUUUACUCUAAAUACGCACCCAGCAAGAGAACCCGCUGGGGUUUUUACUCCCAGAGCCUCACCAGGGAGUCUCCUGCCAAAGAUAUUAGUCUUGUUACAAAGAGAGUGCUUUCUGCUAGGCUGCUGAAAAUUAACGAGCUUCGUAAUGAACUGACUGGGCUGCAUGUCAAACUUGAUGAGUUACAGAAAGAAAAUAGGGUACUAAAGCAGCUUCAGUACAGACAUGAGAAAGCCCUUCAUAAGUUUGAAGACACAGAAAAUGAAAUCUCUCAACUUCUGGUGAGGCAUAAUGAUGAGAUGAGAAUACUAAAGGAGCGCUUAAGAAAAACACAAGAAAGAGAACAAACAACCGAGAAGAAACUCAAGGCUUCAGAGGAAGAGCUAUUCAAAGCUAAAAGUAGUUUGCAAAAACUGAAAAAACUUGCAGAAGAUAAGAACCUCCCUGAACGUGAUGAGCUGGCUAAGAAGCUGGCAAUUGCAGAAAAUAGAUUGGAAGAUAGUGAGAAGAAAAUUAAGGAGUUUGAGAAGAAGCUUGAUCUUACCAAUAGUAGUUUCCAAAGACAACUACACUCUGUGAAAAAGAAAUUGUAUGAAGCCCAAGAAGAAAAUAAGAUUAUCCAAGAGGAAGUCCAACGAUUAAAACAAAAAAUAAAGGAAAAAGAGAGAGAAUUAGAUGCAAAAAAUAUAUAUUCUAAUCGUAUGUUAAAACACUCACCCAAAAAACAUGAUGAUACCACACCAAGAAAAAAAGUUGUUGAGAAAAACACUGUAAGAGAAGUACCGAACACAAAAGGAGUACAGACUACUGGAUACUUUUCCCCGAUAGAAUUUCCAUUGCCACCAGACUUCAUUUCUGAUGAAAUAGUGGAGAAAAAAGAAGAAGAUGGGCAUCUCCAAUUGGAACAGCCAGUUAAAGAUUGGAAUGAACAAAGAGAGGAUUUCAAGCAAGAACAGAACCAAGAAGGAGAAGAGAAACUAAAAAAUGAACAAGAACUCCAAGCAUUGGAAGAAAGAGCCAAGAAACUAAGAGAAGAAUGGGAGAAAGAAGAAUCAGACAGAAAGAAGAAAGAAAACAGUCAUUUGCUUGAAAAUGAAAAAGUGAAGAUAGAGGCAGAAGUAUGUAUUUCAGAAAAAGGAACACAGAAUCAUGACAGAACAGAGGAGGAAAGACGGAAAAAAAUUCUGCUUGCCAAGAUGCAUGAAAUUGACAGGGAAACGCAGAACAAUAUAAAUACGGCUUCCCAAGAACUUCCCACAGAUACUGUCAUUGUACCUUAUACAUUGGAAAAAACUAAGAAACUGCACCAAUUGUCAGAGACAAUAGAGAAAAUGUCUAAUGGUUUGCCAGAACCAGAUCGCUUUAGUACAGUUGUCAAACAAGAAAUCCAGAAACCACUGUCUACAGACAUCACAUGUGCAAGCAAUGAUUUGAUAUUUGGUAGUUAUGUACCUUCCUUUGGGAAAGGGUCAGGGAGGCCAAGCUGGCUUAAUCAAAAAAUUGACUUCUUAGAUGAACUCACUAAGGAAAACGUAGGUCUUGAUACUAAGAAAGAGAGAAAGUCGAAUUUAAUGGAGCAGCUGUUUGGUAGCAAUGUCAAUACAAUCACUCCACCUAAGAGAAAUGAUUUUCAACAAGACGGUAAUACAAACAAUGGUUUUCAGGCUAAAGGAACCAUGGUCAACAUUAAAAAUGACACUGAUCUUUUUUUUAGUGAAGGAAAGAACUUUAUAUCCCAAAGACAACGAUUGCAACAUACAGCAAAUAGACCAGCAGUUAAGGCACUUGAUUCUUUAGAAGAUGAUAUUGAGGAAGUAUUAUUACAGUAAUUUUAUUCUGUAAAAUAUGUAAAUAGUUAUAUUUAGUAUGUUUAUAGUUUAUAAAUUCAAAGUGAUUGAAGUUUAAGUUAUAUAGCUUUGAGAAUGAUCAAGAAUGCAACUUUUUAUUUAAUGCCCUAAGCAAAAAUGAUGACAAUUAACAGAUAAAACAAGAUGUACUCAAUAAUUAUUUUCUUAUUUUAAUUCUAUUAAUAGAAUCACUUGGCCCUCUUCUUAGAAGGAAGUAGUGUUCUCUACAUAUUUGUCAUCAGUCACUUCAAAUUGACAUUUCACUAGCACAUCCAAAUAAAUGGGAGUAUUUUUUGAAUUAUUUAAGGCCUCUUUCCACUAUCAUUUUGUUAAGUAUCUCUUGUAGAGAGUGCUUCCUUUAUGAAGAAUUUUACGUAUUGAAAUUGAGGGUGCAGGCAAAACAAUUACUGCAGAAAAAGUUGGAUUGUCCCUGUAACCUUAGUUUAUGUUCUGCUUUUGCAUAAUACACCUAAAUGUUUGCUUUAAAUGUAAUAGAUGUUUAUCAGCCUCUGUCGUAGAAUAAAAUUGACUAUUUAAAGAUUGAUGGCAAUAUAGAGAGUGUUGUAAUUUGUUAUCAUAUAUCUUCUGUUGGAAAGCUUAUGAUAAUAUUUAAUUGGGAAACAAAAAUAUAUGCCCAUUAAAUUUACCUCUACUUUAAUUGUACCCUGCCAGCUCUAUUAAAAAACUACAAUACAAUAACUGGAUUGUGAAUUACUGACAUGAAUAUAAUGAGUUUAGCAAAGUAAAGUAUUUGUGCAAUGUAACUUUGGUGAUUAUGCUAAUGUUCCUAGAGGCUGCACCAAAUGUCUAUAUCAAUAUAAAACAUUCAAUUGAAAAACAUUUAAAAAGAUGAGCAAAGGGAUUGGCUAGCCUGAGCCUGAAGACCUGAAGCCCAUAAUUAGAUCUACACUUUGUUUUGUUUUUCAUUUUAGCUACAGACAAUUGCUUCAUCCUAAGGAACAUCAUUUCUAUGCUCCAUAUGAACACAGAAAAUGAAUGAACGAAAAGGAUGCUGAUGCAUUACUAUGAAUGUACAGAAUUCUUUAACCUAAGGCUUAUAUCCAAGCCAUUUAAACAGAUGUUCUUAUUAUAUGCUGAUUAUCUCUUAAGGCACAAGAUCCCAAGUAAUUGCAGCUAUAGGCAAGAAAAACAUUCAUGUGUAGAGUAAGGUUCAAAGCUAAGGAAAUAUAAAGGGGAAGGCUCUUGGUUACCACAGAACUAAGUUGAAAAGUAAGAGGAAAACAGUAAAGUUUCCCAUUUUCAUUACUAUAGGUUAAUCUUAAUGUUAACUCAAUAUUGUUUACCGGCAGAAAUUGUGGGUUCAGGCCAAUAUUAAAGUAACAUUUAGGUUUUGUUAGUUUCCCAAACUGCUAGUUUAGCCUCCAGGCUACUUGAGCAUUUGGAGAAAGAGUGCAGUGGACUCUAGGGAAACAUUCUCCUGUGACACAUUGGCACAACAAAAGGCUUUUGUGCAUCCUGAGUUUUAGUAUUCUACUCUAAUCAUCCAGAAUUCACACACACACACACACACACACACACACACACACACACACACACACACACACACGGUUUAAUUUAUCAUGGAUAUUUUCUACCUUUCAAUUAGAACCGAGAUGGUAGGAUUAUGUUUUGGUUAUAAGUACAUCUUUGGAAAUAGCUAGAUAUCCUUACAUUUUUAAUGCACAAAUAAAGAUUUUGGGUUUUUUUAAAAAAUGGUUUUCCUGAAAAGAAAUACAAGUUCUGUAUUAUAUACACACGCUACUCUAGCAUUUUGUCUGUACUGGUUGAAAAGAUGUAAAUGUUAAUUGUUUUUUAUACAUUUAUAUUUUAUGUACAAGUUACUUCUGGAAAUAUGCUUGAUUUUUUUAAAAAAAAUAUUUUUUAUUAAAGUAUUUGUAUUUCUG
This is a messenger RNA of Ahaetulla prasina, 4162 nucleotides long. It is a transcript of the gene LCA5, whose product is annotated as lebercilin LCA5. The record is from RefSeq and is a predicted model, not a curated record. The coding region runs from base 207 to 2240 and encodes 677 amino acids. The transcript has 8 exons. Gene Ontology annotation, biological process: intraciliary transport. Lineage: Eukaryota; Metazoa; Chordata; Lepidosauria; Squamata; Colubridae. Gene Ontology annotation, cellular component: axoneme.